Penaeus chinensis is the source of this 6486-nucleotide messenger RNA. RefSeq lists its product as uncharacterized. The transcript has 39 exons. Bases 342 to 6356 code for a protein of 2004 amino acids. Gene Ontology annotation, biological process: lipid transport. Gene Ontology annotation, molecular function: lipid carrier activity. The record is from RefSeq and is a predicted model, not a curated record. NCBI's taxonomy places the organism in Eukaryota, Metazoa, Arthropoda, Malacostraca, Decapoda, Penaeidae.
CUCUUGACCUUAUCUUGCCCGUCUCGAGGAGCUCCACUACACGAGCUCCGUUUGACCCUCAGUUUACCACGUGAACCGCAGUGACUAACAGCGAAUGCAAACGCUGGAAACAGAAGGGAUAAUUACUGAAUUGCCGAUAUCACUGCUGAAAACAAAUCAGGUGAAAAGAGAAUGUGCAGUUAAUUUAAGUUCUAAUCAGUGAAAUCAGAGAGAAGAUUACCUAGUCAGUCCGACGCAACGGAUCGCUUUCUGCUCUUAAUGUAUCUAACCUUGGUAAACGAUAUUAGACAUUAAAACAUAUAGCGACGGGCGUGUGCUGCUGCCGCGCAAAGCAAGGGGAAAUGACGCAAUCUCACUGGAUCUACCCGACCUUGCCGCUCCUGCUGCUGCUGCUGCCGUCCGUGGGAAUCGCCACCACGACCACGGCUGUGGUAGUGGAGACUGGUCGCUCAGCCGUCUACAAGCAUCGGGUGGAGGUGCUGGUGGAAGGGGCGGAGGCGUACGUUGGGACUGGGGCCGUGGAGGCGACCCGCUACAACCAGGACACGCUAGUCCUCCUCACCACCAAAGAUGUUGAAAACUCCGAAGCGCCGCUGGUUUCCGGCCCGGGGUCCGGGAGAGCCGUCGUCGUGAAAGGCGCGGGCGGCCGCGUCGCGUCCCUCUUGCACCAUUCCCAUGAAGCAGCCGCGUCACUCAAUUAUAAGCGUGCGCUCGCGACUUUGCUGACACCAGUUCACCACGACUCCGAUUUCAUGUAUUAUUCGCAGGCGGACGUGCUGGGGACAUGUGAGGUCCACUAUGAGAAGAAAGGCUUAAAAACUGUGACCUGGCGGGACCUGACUCGGUGCUCCCAUUUUAGCUCGGAGAUGGUUCUGGGCGCGCAUAGUCUUCCUCUUCUCCAUAUCGCCCUGGACGUCAUGGGUAGCACCUCCAGCUGCGAGCACUCCUGGAGGGACGCCGUCGGAGGGGAGCUGCAGUCCGUCGAAUGCGUGGAGACGCUCCUGGUUGGGCCGCGCUACGCCGCUGUCUCCCAGGCCCUGAACGUGACGCUGCGGUCCCAGCUCUUCCUCACGGCCACCACGAGCUUCAACCCAGCCGUCUAUGACUACCUAGAGGAAGCCACCGUAUCGACGGAUUUGGCAUUCCAGACCAUCCCCUUCCAAGAUGAAGGCUUGGACGUGGAUGCACUGAUGAAGGAGGCGUGCGCGUCCGAGGGAAGGGGGCGGCUGACGGGAAGCCUCCUGCAGAAAAUGUCGACGUUGGUGCACGCCCUGGCCCGCGGCCCCGCGCCCACGCCCGACCUCAGCUACGCUUGCCCCAUUACUGUCCGGCGCAUGCUGGCGAUCACGACGGCGAUGGCGGGAGGGCCUCGCACGCUGCGCUUCUUCGCCAGCCAGCUGUCGGAACUUGCGAAGAAGCCCGAAGACUCCAUCAAGUUGGGUGAAGACUUCAUGUUCAGUUUAGCCUUAAAGAGCCUCGUGCGACCUGACCACCACACCAAAGACCAGCUGCUGCCUGCUUUGUUUCUCAGCAGGGAGUAUGAAAUGAUUUACGAAGAGCUGUUGGAUUACCUGUUGUCCCAAACUCCUGUGGCGGUAGCUGAGGUGGCGGAGCUUCUCGAGGGGCUGCAGAAGGUGGCGCCGCAGCUCUUUGAGAGGCUCUUGACGAAGGCGGCGCCCUCCCUCUCACCAGCAGAGGCCUGUGAGACCGGCGACCACGCAGAGGCAGUGAGGUUGCUUCGGGGAGUAAGCGGUCUGACCGCCCGCCCGCGCGGCUACGUCGCAUCACUCCGCCCAUGUUUUACCACCGAUGAUGUGGGUGUAGCGGUUGCUGCCAUGGACACACUCACUAAUGUUGACUGUAACAUCCAGGGCGUGACCGAACUGCAAAAGCUCGGCCUCGACAGUUCUUCCGAUCCCGAGAUACGCAUCGCAGCUUAUCGGGGCCUCGUGCACUGCCUUCCCGAGCAGCCCUCGCUCCUCGAGACCGUCGCCAAGGCGCUCGACCCCAAGCAUGACAUCUACUCGACGCAGGUCUCUUCGUACGUCUGGAGCCACAUUCAGUCUGUACUUUCAUCGGACGACCCACGCUACGUAGCGCUGCGGGAGCUCUUGCUCUCUGCACCAGCUGUUAUGAGGAGCGACGACCCCGUGUGGUACGAUCCCCGUCAACACUCUCGCCACUUUGCCCACACGCUGCACCUGGACUCACGCACCGCCCUUACCCUCGAGGGGGACCUGGUGUGGGGGCGCUACUCCCCCGCUCCCCGCGCCCUCUACCUGCACUUGGUGCUUCACCACGACGGCAUUACACACCAGAUCGCGCAGGUGGUUCUACGAGUGACAGGAGUGGAAGCAAUGCUGCUGAGCCUGCCCGGGAUGGAGAGCAUCCUGGGGGCAGCAUCCCAUGCCCUGAAUCAGGCUUGGGCAGCCAUAUACAACCUCGUGGAAGAUUCCAUCAAGAACAAGAGAGAAGUCACACAGGAUCAAAUAGCUGAGUUCAUCCAACAGCAGGUGCUGUCCCGAAUACCUGCGGAGUAUCGGGCCGGGAUGUCCAGCAUCGAAGUGUCACUUCGGAUGCUGGGAACGCACGCCUUCCACGCUCGGCUCGCUGACCUCCACACGAUGUCCUUGCGGGAUGCACUGGCUCACUUUUUGCAGUCUCCUAUACAAACUGCUCUGAGUGAUCUGGCACCGCUUCUUGACAACACCUUCACCAUGGCCACCGUCUCGGGUGUCCCCAUCAUGCUGGGGCUGAGCGGGGUGGGCGGCAUGCAGACCAUGCUCAUGCACUACGCGGGAGGCGAAGGGGGCUUGCUCGAGACUUCGCUUAGCGCCGGCCUGGCCAUGAGUGCGAGGGUGGACAUCGGCCGAGGUCGCCCUCCGGCCCUCACCAGCAACUACCUCUGGUCCCUCGACCUCCCUUUGAGCGCCAGCUACAACCACAAGGAGUCAGGGAUGAGGGUAAGUCUCCGCUUGCCCCAAGACUGGACAGGCCGUGUGUGGCAAGACCAGCGCGACACAGCGGUACGCAGCAAACGCCUACAGCUGAGAGUUACACAGGAAUGCCUAGGAUCAGAAGAUGCUAUACAAGUUUGUAUGGAUUCCUGGGAGAGCGACGAUCCCAGUCUUGGCUUCAGCGGUGUGCUGGGGAAGAGGUGGCUUGCUCCUCAUGUCCGCACCUACAAUUUGCAGAUGGCUGCGCCUGGAGACCCAGUCAUCAUCACCAUCACUGACCCUGAAGUCCCCAGAACAAACAUGCGUCUGGUCGAGGUGGAGGUUGGGAGCCGGAGUUUCGAGGCCUCCGUGGUGUUCCAGCUGCUGCCGUCGCCGUCCUUCGUGCUCAGCUUCAAGUCGCCCGAACAUUCCUACUUCGUGAAAGGCUUCGCGGGCUCGAGGGAGAGCGUGACGCAGAUGGCGAGCGUGGAGUUCGGGCAGGACCGUUUGCGUUACGGAGUCCGCCUGCAGAUGUCGACGCCGAAGCUGGACGACCGCCUCGUGUGGAGUCCGUCCGCUUUCCUUCUAACGCCGGAGAGCGGGGAGGCGGAGGUGGUGCGGGCAUUCCUCUCUCUCCAAGAGCAGGCGGAUGGCUUUGCGACGGAGUUCAGCUUCAGCACUGCGGGCGCCGCCGCCGACUAUGUGGACCUCAAAAUUACCGGUGAAGUGGCGGGACGAACAGGCGGCGAAAUGAAGUCACUGCAGCUGCUGGAGGCCAAGUCGGUGAGGGUGACCUGGCUGGACAGACUUGACGUCGAGUUCUCCGGGCAAGUCUUCCCGGGACAAGAUCCCCAUGGAGAAGGCUUUCUCAAGGUCGGGUGGGGUCGAGAAGACGGCCAGGUCGAAUUCCGUGCGUCGUUAACACCGGUGGUGACUUUCGACCCUCCGCCCGAGGGGGACGGACCUCGUGGGGCGGGGGGCGUGGCGUUCAAGGUGGCCCUCGCGGUGGCGCGCAAGGCGGAGCUCGAGGCAGCAGACGCGUCCUUCGAUCUCAUUCUGGACACUCGUCGAGUAGAUGUUAAACUGAAUGCUGGACUCGCCGGCGUCGGAGCCUUCAACUUCUCACACUCCUACAGCGGCCUCCGCGACGUCAGAACCAUCUCCACGGUCUCCUACGCGCCGUUGGACAUCGCCUGGGGGGUGGAGCAUGAGCUGUACGCGCAAGCAAACGAGCUCCGCCAUUCGCUAAAUGUGACGUGGUCGCCCCGCGCAGAAGAUCAGCUGUCUUCCGUUAUUCAUUAUGUCAACAACAACGUGCUCGGGGACCUCGACGUGUCUCUCUAUGUUCUGGUGGCAUAUCCAGGCCAGGUCAUCGAAGUGGAUGAGAUGCUGUCACGGGCGCAUGGCGGCAGCUACAAGAACAAGCUGAGGUUGCAUUUCGAGCCCGGCCGGACCAUCAGCAUGGACACGGUCGUCAUUUCCCGCAGCGACCCAGGCGUGAUCUCAUAUGGCCUAUCCAAUACCUUUAAACUUGACACUUGGAUCAGUCCUCUUAGUGUUGUGGGAACAUUGAAUUGUAUUGGGAAAGCCCGGUGCACGCUGGCCAUGACAGCAGAGCAGGCAGGAGACCAGCUGGCUGAUGUUGAGCUGCAACACACCGCCGCCACAGGGGUCUCCAGGACUGAGGCCAAAUUCCUCGUCACGCAUUGGGUAGAUGGAUCGGUGUCCCUGGAUUCGGACUCCAAGCUGGGGUACUAUGACCUCAAGUGGCAUGUGGUGGCCAUUCCUUUGGCUCGCCUGCUGCAGGGGCACGCGACGGUGGACCUGUCCUCGCCUGACAUCGCGGCUGCAGGGAUGAUUGUGGCGAAGAUAGAGAGAGACAACGUGGGCGAAGUUACGCAUCUGUACAACGGAACUUUCACGUUAAAUCCAGUAACACGUUCAGUCCACACAAGGCAGGAGGUCCGGUUAGUAUCGGGGGGUGUAAGUGACCUGUGGGUGGCAGUGCUGCAGGGGCGGGCGGGAGACCAACUUAUCAACAGCAGACACUUUGGAAAGGCAACACUCAUGACUCCUUCUGGCAUGUUUUAUACGGCGAACGGAGACGUGAGCUCCAAGGUGCGCAGCCUGGAGUCGGUGGUUGCGGGCGUGAGUCUGUCUGCGGGCGUUGGCCAAGCCGCCUCCUACCUCCUCACCUGGACCCUGAGUCUCCAGCAGCCAGACCCUAAUAUUCGCUACAGCAUAUCGGAUGCAGGACUCGAGAGUGACCUGCAAGAGGCGCCCCUCCUGACCCUCGAGUCGCUCCUGAGGACCAACAGUCCCUCCACGGGUGAAGUCAAACUCAAUGUCAAAAGCAAGAAGACGCGCCACUCCGUCCCCAGCGGAAGCUCCGAAGAUGACGAGGAAGGCGAGAAGAUCGAUGUCGAUAUUCGCCUGAUCACUGAAGCCGUGCCUGAGCUGGGUCGGAUCCACGGCAGCCUCACCAGAUCCUCGGAGACAUACUCGCUCAACGGCCGAGUGUGGUCGGGUGCGCAGUCGCUUGCCGUGGUGUCGUAUGGCGUCGCAAACAACGAAACUGUCAAGAGCUCUCACACCGUCACCGUAGUUGCCCCUGCGCUGCCUUGGAGCAGGGCGGAGCUCAUGGUUGAGGCGGAUCACCUGGGGACUUUGCCCUUCAACUUCCAGACUGUCGUGAACAGCAAAGUGACGCUGGGGAUGGAGGAGGCCGGCUCUUUCCGGGGUCUCGCGCAGUGGACGCCUGUUACGUCUGCUCUCAGCCUCGCCUUCCACACUUACCUGCAGGAUCUUCCAGGUGGAAACGUGUUCUUUAAGUGGGCUCCCUCGUCGGUGGAGGGGCACGUGGGAUGGGCAGACCUGAAGGCGGUGGCGGGCGCCCGGUGGGCCGAGGAAGGUCGUGCCCUCGAAUUCAUCGUCAAGUUCAAGAAUCCUGGAGCCACACUGCAUCACCUGGAUGGCUCGCUCACCUUCCAUAUGUCGCAGUCCCCGUACCCGCCUGUUUCCCUGUCGCUCAUGGGACGCUUGAGCCUUAACUCCGACCAUCACUAUAUACUGAACAUAAACUGCCAGUCGGAGAGGGAACAGUACCUGGUGACCGCGGCUCUGGUGAGGCCCGUUGGCUCAGGGUCGGUCCGUCUGCUGCUGCGACGCAGCGGCAGCGCCUACAAGGCUGUAGGCUCGGUUCUCCUGGACAGCUUGCAGGCGCAAGUGGAGGGAUCGUUCACUUGGCUGCAAUCGGGCGAGGACCUGGCACUCACGCUUGCCACCUCGCUCCUCCCGGACCCCAAGGAUAUACCCUCAGGUUCUCCCGUAAGAACGAGGCGGACCAGAGCGAGUUCGCCGUUUUGUUCUCGCAGUCCGGAACUUCUCCUGACUGGGUCUACUCCUACAGAGUGUUCGUGACGCUGCAGAGGGACAUCAAAUCGAGACUCCGGAUGAUGAGGCUCGAGGAUCAGUUCACGCACCACCAACUUCAACAUGUCGUCAAGAAUUACAGUUUCUUUAUUCUGGUCGUUCAUAAUAAGUUCGAUGA